AGAUACACCGAGAGCGUUUGGCACAAGCUUUAACAAAAUAAAGACAUAGAAAAAGACUGGAAAAAGGACAGGUCUUAAGAUAGGCGUGACGAAAUGACUUCACAUAUUAUAUAAUGAUCCAAACUUUAUUUAUAAGGUGGUCAGUAACUAAACAGAGACAGCAAUAUUACGUUUGAGCUCAAUGAUGUUUCUUGCUGAGUGGCAUGGCUUCGUCUUCUUCUUGCAACUGGUUUCCUUGGUAGCAGUCUUAACUCGUGGAUCUACUAGUGUAUAUUCAUCCAGCAAAAUCUUGGAGAGAAUAAAACGAGAGGAAAAAUGCUAUGACGAUCUCGGAUGUUUCAGCAAUGGUGGAAACUUUUAUGACCCUAUCAAACGUCCAAUCGACGUUCUUCCUCAAAGUCGUGACGUCAUUAACACGCGAUUCAUUCUGUACACCUCUAAAGACAAAAACAACUACGAAAUAUUAGACCCAACAGAUAAAAACAGUAUUUCUAACUCAGGGAUCAUUCCAUCGGCAAACACUAAGAUACUUAUUCAUGGCGUUACUCUACGUUUUAGUUCUGAAAGAUGGCUAAAGAAGAUGAAGGAUGAAUAUUUAAAACAAGGUGAUUACAAUAUCAUCUUAGUUGACUGGAGCAAAGGAAGCUGGUUUCCAUACUACCAAGCUGUAGCGAAUGCAAGACUUGUAGGAGCUGAGAUAGCCCAGUUGAUUAGUCGCUUACAGGAAGUCAAAGGCAUCUCUUUAGACAGUGUCCAUCUCAUUGGCCAUAGUCUUGGAGCACAGGUGGCCGGCUAUGCUGGGGAACGAUUAAACAAAGUGAGAAGGAUCACUGGACUAGAUCCAGCUGGACCCUACUUCACAGGCACGCCUGAAAAUAUUCGUCUAGAUCGGAGUGAUGCGGAAUUUGUUGAUGUGAUCCAUACGGACAGCAGCAAGAUAUUGCUUUACGGUCUAAGCACAACUGAAGUUGUUGGCCAUGUUGAUUUUUUUCCCAACAAAGGAAACGAACAACCAGGGUGUUUAUCUGGUCCAUUGAAAACACUUUUUUCAGAUGGUGUUGAGCAAGGUGUCAGAAGACUUCUUGGCUGUGAUCAUCUAAGAGCCAUCGAUUAUUAUCUUGAAGCUUUAAGAAAUAAAAAAUGUACACCAGUAGGGAUUGCAUGUGAGCGUUGGGAUGAUUUUAUCAGAGGGAAAUGUGCUGAUUGUGGUGAAGAUAAUAGUAAAUGUGUCAAGCUGGGACCCCAGGCAGAAGAGUAUCUGAAAUACAAAGAUGACAACAAAAGUCAGAAGCUGUUUCUCAAGACAGCAUCAAACGAGCCAUUCUGUUUGUUUCAUUACUACGUGGAAGUCAACAUUGCUAAACCAGCAAAUAGCACUAGCCAGAGAGGUCUUCUACACGUUACAAUAAAAGGUUCUGACGACAAUCUGAAAAUGCGCCUAAGUGACCGGAAUGGGAGUUUAAAACCAGGAAAGAAGUUAAAAUAUCUUGUUACCUCGAGAAGAAACGUUGGUUCGAUAAAUUCGUUACAAGCUCACUGGACUAAGCGUUCUGUGUCUAUCUUAGACCCUGAAUUCUGGCACAGUAGAAGAAGUAAUGCUAGAAAUGAGUUAUUUCUUCGAUCCAUCAAAGUUAACCCUCUGAAUGGAGUUUCUCGGCAAGGCCGCCAGUUGAAAUAUUCAGAGUUCUGUGGAAACCCAACUCAGGCAAUAAAGCCCAAAGAGGAAGUGACUCUGUCGUUGUGUGACAGUGAUCAAUGAUUUUUUGUAUGAAAAUAACCAGAUUUUGUACUGUUAUAUUUAGAAGUAACAUGCUUGAUGAGAGGGGAAAAUCUUUCCAGUAGAAUCUGUUAAAGGUUAUGUUGUUUUAUGAAUAAAUUGUUGUACAUAACACA
This is a messenger RNA of Limulus polyphemus (Atlantic horseshoe crab), 1893 nucleotides long. Its product is annotated as pancreatic lipase-related protein 2-like. Lineage: Eukaryota; Metazoa; Arthropoda; Merostomata; Xiphosura; Limulidae. Gene Ontology annotation, biological process: lipid metabolic process. The coding region runs from base 182 to 1759 and encodes 525 amino acids. The record is from RefSeq and is a predicted model, not a curated record. The transcript is spliced from 10 exons. Gene Ontology annotation, molecular function: triacylglycerol lipase activity.